AUGUGUAACACUAACAAUUCGCACGGUUGGCUGGACCGAAUUUUGCCAAAUGGGAAUCCUUUCCUUAGCAGCCGACCUCGACGAGAUGUUGAAGUUGAGGAUUGUUCGAUUCUGAGCGUUUUGAAAGUAGAUCUCUGCCAGGAAGAGAACCACGUGAGACACCACACAAGUCAUUUCCACUCGGCGGAUACCCAAGAAGCCCUGGUCGUGAGAAGGGGUCAGCCCUUCAGGCUAAGGAUCCAUUUCGACCGGGACUUCAGUCCCAGCAAGGAUACGAUCUGCUUUAUCGGCAAAGUGGCUGACGACCCCAAACCGACUCCUGGCCAUGGAACUUUCAUUGCCCUGCUCCCAAAAAAUGGAACCGACAAUCUUGGAGACCCAUCCGAGUGGGGUGCUGGCAUCGAAUCGCACGAAGGUCAAACGCUCUCAGUGCUCAUAAAACCUCCUUCCACUUGUCCUGUGGCCGAAUGGAAGUUGGAUAUUGACACGGUGUCCGAUAGACGUGGAUCGUGCUACUCCCUGUCAGAGCCCCUGUAUGUCCUGUUUAAUCCCUAUUGUCCCGAUGACCAAGUUUUCCUGAAGGAUCACGAUCAGCGAAAGGAGUACGUGAAGAACGACACCACUCUUAUAUACAACGGGUCCUACAACAGCAUAUGUGCAUUGGGCUGGAAACUCGGACAGUACGAGCGUGAUGUGCUGAAAUGCAGCUUGAGGAUUCUUGGAACUAUAGGCGGGCUUUCCCCAGCUCACCGAGGUGAUCCCGUGUUUGUGGCUCGGACCUUGUCCGCUGUGAUCAACUGUAACGAUGACCGUGGCAUUCUAGUAGGCAAUUGGGAAGAGGUUAUCGAGGAUGGUGUGAAACCUACCAAAUGGACCGGAUCAGCGGAGAUUAUUCAGCAGUUCUACAAGUCCAAGGAGCCAGUCAGAUAUGGGCAGUGUUGGGUUUACGGAGGUGUCCUAGCCACCAUGGCCAGGAGUCUGGGAAUACCGACCAGGAUCAUUACAUGCUUCAACUCCGCACAUGAUAAAGAUGGUUCUGCGACGCUAGAUGUCUUCUAUGACGCGGAUGGCAAGGAAAAAGACGAUGGCGAUUCCAAUUGGAACUUUCAUGUGUGGAACGAAUGUUGGAUGAAGCGACCAGACUUUGGAGUGGGUAAGCACGGCUCCUACGAUGGCUGGCAGGUUGUGGACGCGACUCCUCAGGUGGAGUCCGGAGGAAAAUGUCGACUGGGUCCUGGUCCUGUUUUGGCCGUGAAACACGGAGAACUUCAAAAACCAUAUGAUAUCGGAUAUAUCUUCGCUGAGGUGAACGCAGAUAUGGUCUUUUGGCGCUACAAUGGAAAGGGACAUCCAUUAAAGCUCAUCCGAACAGAUACCCAAUACGUUGGCAAAAACAUCAGCACCAAGGCAGUGCUGAAAUUUGAACGAGAAGACGUCACCGAUAACUACAAAUUUGCAGAGCGCUCUAAGGAAGAAAGGAACGCUUUGGCCAAGGUGCUAAAAGAGCUAAACAAUUCAUUAAGUAGAUUUCAUCUAAAUAGCAAUUUUAAUGAAGUUGAGUUCGACCUGCAACUUGAAGACGACAUUAACAUGGGAGAGAACUUUAAAGUGGUGUUAAGGGUAACCAACAAAAGUUGGACUAACACUCACGUGGCUGAAGGUAGCAUCGUAUGCCAAGCCGUCAAAUACACUGGAAAGGACGGAGAGAUGGUCAAGGCUACGAAAUUUAAUCUGGAACUAAAGCCCCAGAGCACCGGUUAUGUUCGUAUGGAGGUCCGCUUCACGGAGUACUUCGAAAAGCUCCCCUUGAAGGGUGCCCUACGCAUUGCUGCAGUCGGCAAAGUUAAGGACACCGACUACGAGUACUCCAUUCGGGACAAUUUUCAUGUCCACAUGCCGACUAUUGAAUUUCAGUUGGGCGAAGGUAACCUUGUCGUCCACAAGAAGUCAAAAGUGAUCAUGUCUCUGAAGAACCCAUUGCCAAUCCCGCUGCGCAAAGGUGUUUUCAUAGUGGAGGGACCGGGCAUCAAGCACCCUCUAAAACUGAAAAUCGCGGAGGUUCCAAUGGGUGGCAAUGCCACUGCCGACUUUGAGUACACGCCGCCCUAUUACGGACACGUCGCAAUGGUCGCCAAGUUCUCCUGCAAGGAGCUGGACGAGGUGGAUGGCUACAAGGAUUUUAUAGUUGCUCAGUGUUGCUUGAAACCGUAG
Messenger RNA from Drosophila ficusphila, 2211 nucleotides. Its product is annotated as annulin-like. NCBI's taxonomy places the organism in Eukaryota, Metazoa, Arthropoda, Insecta, Diptera, Drosophilidae. Gene Ontology annotation, biological process: peptide cross-linking. The record is from RefSeq and is a predicted model, not a curated record. Gene Ontology annotation, molecular function: protein-glutamine gamma-glutamyltransferase activity.